UUUUGUAUGCCUCUCUGGUAUAGGUUGGAAUUUAUUUUGUGAUUUUUGUGUGACACAUUUUAGUUAAAAAAAAAAGAAUGUUGACAUUUACGUCUGAGAUUUAGACAUAUACAUAAAACGUACUUCGUAAGACUUCCACUUAUAGAUAUGUCUAGCCCCUAUAAAGUCCCAAUCAUUCCUCAAAACUUAAGCAGCGAAGAGACGAUCAUACAAAUGGCAGAGGUUUUAAGCUAUGUAUCGGAAAUUACUGACAACGUUUUUAAAACAGUUAAUCACCGAAUCAAAACUAAUAACGAGAAACUUGCAAGUAUAUCCAAAAGACUGGAUGAUGCAUCUGAAAAAAUAAACAGUUUGAAAGGUGCCAAAAAAGCCACGCAUGUAUUCUCAAGUAGCAAAUAUCCUGCUAGCGAUAUCAAUGUGGAUUACAUAUCUAUAUUUAAAGAGACCCCUACCUGCGAAUUAAAAAGGCAUAAGGUGGAGAAUCAGAGUUGUUCUUCCACAUAUGAGCCAUUAAAUAAAUUACAGUUUUACCAUGUAAAACAACCAGAAAAUAGAAACAAAUUGAAUAUAGAUGGAUUAGGUGCAAUCCCUUUAAAUAUUAAUAAUGUGAAUGACUUGAUCUUAUACAAUUCAGGAAAAAAUUUAUAUAAACAUUUUGUUAUCUCUGAUUCUUUAAAAGUUUCUGAAAGUAUCAGAAAAACUGACAUUCAGAAAGCUUCAGAAUUAGGAGCAGCCCCUCUAUCUAUAAGUGAAAGAUCAAGAUUAGCUAAACAAUCAAAGGAGAACUAUUUUUAUAAUCCUAAAAUUGAAGAACUACCAGCCCUAGAUGUUCCACUUGACCUGCCCGAUUUGCCUGGUAUUGCUGACGACUUACGUUACGAAAGCGAUAUUGGCCCAGGUAUUGCGCCAUCUUCAGUAACCAUGGCCUUAAUAGAGAAUAUAGAUGAUUUGCCUACAGUUAUUGAAACAGAAGCUGUGCAGAAACCAACAGACAUUCCAGAUAUGCUUCCCCCACCUCCUCCUCCAGAGACCAUACCUCAACCUCCUCCAAUUAAUCUGUGCCCACCUCCACCUAUAGCUCCACCACUACCUACCUAUGACAUAAAACCCGAUCCAGUUCCACCUAAUCAAAAAGGAAGUAAACCUGCAAGUGAAAGCGUUUCGGCACCACAGUCAGAUUUGAGAGCAAAUUUAAUGGAAGCUAUAAGACAAGCUGGAGGUACUCAAAAAGCCAACCUCAGAUCAGCUAAACCCAACUCUAAUGUAACUGCUACCUCCAAAGUACCGACUGGUGAUUUGAUGGCUGAUUUACACUCAAAAUUAUUAAUGAGAAGAAAAGGUAUUUCAGGGACAAGAAAAGUUGAUCCAGAUAACUCAAUAAACGCGGAAUCGACCAUGGCAAAAAUUUCCGCCAUGAUUCCAGCACCUUUAAAAACAGAAUCUGAUGCGACAUCUACCGAUGAAGACUGGAAUUAAUUAUGACAAUAAAGGUUAUGGAAACUUUACCAAUUCUUAAUUCUUUACGUGCACCAAUGUUUACGCUGUUUAAAUAAAAUAUUCCACGUGUAAUACACAACGAGGAAAUGCGACUUUGAGUAAAAAAAAUAUUUUAUAAUUUUGCAAACCAGAAAUGCUCAGUUUUGCAC
Molecule: messenger RNA, 1646 nt
Organism: Cylas formicarius (sweet potato weevil)
Lineage: Eukaryota; Metazoa; Arthropoda; Insecta; Coleoptera; Brentidae
Gene: wash
Product: WASH complex subunit 1
Exons: 3
Coding region: 148-1476 (442 amino acids)
Biological process (GO): exocytosis; Arp2/3 complex-mediated actin nucleation; retrograde transport, endosome to Golgi
Cellular component (GO): WASH complex; recycling endosome; early endosome
Molecular function (GO): alpha-tubulin binding; gamma-tubulin binding
Source: RefSeq, a predicted model, not a curated record